AUGGACGAAAUUAAGUCAGAAGAAAAGCGAGUGGUACCAUCUCAGGUAUCCCCGGAAGGCCGCGAAACUGGGAAGGCCAUUGCCAUCGAUGACUUUGAAGUUGGCCAGUUUUAUGGCUCUUCUACCACUCAAACCUACCGAUUGAAGUCUGCCUUGGUUGGAAAAUGUAUGGAAGAAAUUGGCAUGGGAAAAUUCCAAUGGAAGCUUUUCGUCGUCACUGGGUUUGGUUGGAUUGUCGACAACUUUGCAUCACAAGGCAUUGGCAGUGUUCAGCCACCCAUCGAAAAAGAGUUCUCUGACAUUACUAAAGUCAGCUACAGCUCGGUCGCAUAUUAUGUUGGUCUCAUCCUUGGUGCCUCUUUUUGGGGUCUGUCUAGUGAUCUGAUUGGUCGUCGACCGGCAUUUAAUUGCACUCUUCUCAUAGCAGGAAUAUUUCUCUGUGCCGUUGCUGGCUCUAUGAACUUCAUUGCUUUCAGCGCUAUGUGGGCUGUUAUUGGAACUGCUGCUGGUGGAAAUGUACCUGUGGACUCUAUGAUUUUUCUGGAGUUUGUUCCUGGAAGCCACCAGUAUCUCCUCACUGCCCUCUCAGCCUGGUGGAAUCUAGGUCAAUUGAUUGUCUCGUUGCUCGCAUGGGUAUUUUUGGCAAACUUUAGCUGUCCAACAGAUGCCACCCCGGCCAAUUGUUCGCGGAAAGAUAACAUGGGAUGGAGAUACACCACGAUCACCCUUGGAGGUCUAGCACUAGCCUUCACCUUUAUUCGUAUAUUUUUGUUCAAGAUGCCCGAAACCCCAAGAUAUCUUUUGUCCCAGGGCCGAGAUCAAGACGCCGUGGAUGCAGUAAACUAUGUCGCUAGACAGAACGGCAAACCCGAACCACUGACUAUAGACAUGCUCCAUGAGAUUGACAUCCUGCUGACUGGGACACCAUGUGAAAAGGGAACCAUCAAAAAGCUCUCCACCAAAGAGGUUGUUGCAGAAAGCCUUUCAUCUUUCCGGGGCGAGCAUUACCGAUCUUUGUUCGCCAGUAGAAAACUUGCCAUACAAACCCUAAUGAUCUGGACAAUCUGGCUGACUGUCGGCAUUGCCUACCCGCUCUACUUCAACUUUCUCCCAUCUUAUCUUGCCAAGAAGUUUACCUCAAACUCUUCUCUCUACCUGACCUACCGAAACUACUGCAUUGAAUCAGCUGUCGGAGUUGUAGGCCCUCUUUCUGCUGCCUUCUUCGUCAAUACCAGACUUGGUCGGCGAUGGAUGAUGUCCAUUUCGUCAAUCCUCACAGCCGUGUUCCUCUUCGCCUACGUUGGCGUAACCAACACAACCUCAAGCCUCGCAUUUUCAUGCAUAACCGGACUAUUGGCAAAUUUCGAAUAUGCUGUCAUGUAUGCUUUCACCCCUGAAUCAUUCCCUGCUCCUCAUCGUGGAACAGGAGCUGGUACUGCGGCUUCACUGCUACGAUUGGGAGGUCUUGUAGCUAGUUUGAUAUCAUCUCAGACUGGGUUUACCAGUGCUCCGAUCUAUGUGAGUGCUGCAUUAUGGGUGGCAGUGGGAGUUUUCUGCAUCGGGCUUCCUUUUGAAACCCAUGGUCACGAUUCUUUGUGA
Messenger RNA from Penicillium taxi, 1599 nucleotides. RefSeq names its product MFS transporter. The transcript is spliced from 5 exons. The record is from RefSeq and is a predicted model, not a curated record. Lineage: Eukaryota; Fungi; Ascomycota; Eurotiomycetes; Eurotiales; Aspergillaceae. Gene Ontology annotation, molecular function: transmembrane transporter activity. The coding region runs from base 1 to 1599 and encodes 532 amino acids. Gene Ontology annotation, biological process: transmembrane transport.